AUGUUAAAAGUAAUAAACUUGGUCGAAGAAGAAAUGUCAGCAACGGUUGCAGCUACAACAAAAUUGAAUAAUGAGUUAAACAAUGAUAGUAUUGAAGAUACAGCUGAUGUCAGUUCAGAAUGUUCAGAAUCUUAUGAUAGUAGUGAUAGUACUGAAGCUGCUACAGUAACAAUAUUGGAUGAUGAACAAAUAGCUAAUUUGCUCAACGAAGAUAGUGAAUGCAUUGAUAAAGAGUAUGAAAACACAGAACAUGUAUUAAAUAUAAUUGAGUUAGAAAACCUUGGCGAGUGUUCAAUUUUUAAUGGUAUUCGCUGUGUAGCUCACACCUUACAAUUAGCUGUUCUUGAUACCUUGAAGCACAACAGUAUAGAUAAACUAUUAAGCAAAGUUCGCAUACUAGUUAGAAAGUUGCGCAACCAAACUUAUAUUUAUUUGAUCAAAAAGGAGCAAUUAAAAUUGCCAAUUUUGGAAUGCCUAACACGUUGGCACUCGACAUUUGACAUGCUAGAGAGAUUACAACAUCUAAAAUCAUUUAUCCAAAAUAUGGCAGCAAAUGACCCUGAACUGAGAAAAGUUGAGAAUGGCAACAAAAUCGAAACAGAAUCCUUGAACCAUACAUUUUCUAAUAAGUUGGUACAGUGUUUGAGAUCUAGGGAACUAAAUAUUAUGAACAACCAAGUUCUUCUAGCAGCAAUUUUCUUAGACCCCCGAUUCAACAUAACAUUGACAGAAUAUCAAUAUAUACUUGAAGAUUUUCUGAAACAGAAAGAAAGUGAUAACCAGUGCAGUUCAAUUUCAAGUUCAACUUCAAGCCAACAAAAUUCUCAAAAUUCACUUUCAACAAAAAUGGAAACUUUAUUAAAAACAUACAAAUUAGAUAAAAAGAGAUUAAGCCACAAGACAAAUAUUCUAGAGUACUGGAAGACAAUGAAGACAAAAUACCCAGAAAUUUAUCAGCUGGCACAAAUAGUUUUUUCUGUUCCGGCAACCCAGAUGCAAUAUAACACCUGA
This is a messenger RNA of Myzus persicae (green peach aphid), 1011 nucleotides long. RefSeq lists its product as uncharacterized. Gene Ontology annotation, molecular function: protein dimerization activity. The coding region runs from base 1 to 1011 and encodes 336 amino acids. The transcript has 6 exons. NCBI's taxonomy places the organism in Eukaryota, Metazoa, Arthropoda, Insecta, Hemiptera, Aphididae. The record is from RefSeq and is a predicted model, not a curated record.